AUGGCAUCAGUAGCUCAAGCUCGCUGCAUUAUCCGCUGUUGGAGGAUCAGAUCUUUCGUGACGAAGCCUCCAUGUCAUGGAAGAGCGAUCAGCCGUAUCAGCGAGAUUCGGAAGACGGGAGUCAGGAGAGCGUUCUCAUCAAGUACGACUUCUACUUGCCAGCUCAUUUAUUCUGAAUAUGGGGAUCCUGUAAAGGUUGUACGGAAGGAAGCCAUCUCCUUACCAACAGAACCACAAUCUCAUGAAGUGAUCGUGGAGAUGCUGGCAUCUCCUGUCAAUCCUGCAGAUAUCAAUACCAUUCAAGGGGACUCCAUCAUACAGAAUGGAGCCAACAGCAGUGUUGGGCAAGCUGUCAUUCAAGUAGCACAUCACCUUGGUUUGAAAACUAUCAAUAUUGUGAGAGAUCGACCUGGCAUAAAAUCUUUGAAGGAUCAACUGUAUGAAUUAGGUGCUGAUCAUGUGGUUACAGAAGAGGAACUUAAAAGUUUUGAUGUAAAAAAGAAUGGGUUGAAGCUGCCAUUAUUGGGCUUCAAUUGUGUUGCUGGAAAGAGUGGCUCUGACAUGCUGCAUAAAAUGGAUCACAGUCCAACUCUAGUCAUAUAUGGAGGUAUGAGCAGACAGCCCCUUCUUGUCCCUGUGUCAGCCCUUAUAUUUAAGAAAGCCCAUAUCCUUGGCUUUUGGAUGACUAAAUGGAAUCGCAUUAAUAGUGAUAGCAAAGAGAGACUGGACAUGCUGGAGCAUCUUGUGGACAUGGUGCGUAAAGGUAGCCUGGUUCCUCCAGCCCAUGAAUUGGUUCACAUUGAUAUGUACCAAGCUGCCUUAAAAAAUGCAAUGCCAUCUGGAGGCAUGAGUGGUCUGAAGCAAAUCCUUGUGUUCAAUCACAUUAGCUGUCAUCAAAAUCCAAGACUCCCACCUGGUGUUGCUCCACAGCAUUAUGAGCAUGGUGGGCCUCCUCCACAUCAAAGUAUGACACCUCCACCCAUACAGGGCCAACCACCUCCACCCAUACAGGGCCAACCACCUCCACCUCCUCCACCUCAGCCCCGAGGAGGAGUUCCUGGUGGUCAUGCUCACGAUCAUGGACAUGGUGGCAGACCUCUUGACAGGGACCAUAUUGCUCAGGAACGAGACCACAUCCAACACCACAUGGACAUGCCAGUGGACACUUCAAAGAUGACUGAGCAGGAACUCCAAUUUCAUUACUUCAAAAUGCAUGAUGCUGACAAUAAUAAUAGGCUAGAUGGAUGUGAGCUGGUCAAAUCACUUGUGCAUUGGCAUGAUCCUCGUAACCAUGAUCCAAACUCUGGCAUGCCAAUGCCUGAACCAAAAAUCUUUUCUGAUGAGGAACUGGCCAACAUGAUUGAUCCAAUUCUCAAGAGUGAUGACCAUAAUAGGGAUGGAUUCAUUGACUAUCCUGAGUUCAUUCGAGCUCAACAAGCUGCUGCUGCUCAAGCCAGGACUUGA
Molecule: messenger RNA, 1464 nt
Organism: Darwinula stevensoni
Lineage: Eukaryota; Metazoa; Arthropoda; Ostracoda; Podocopida; Darwinulidae
Source: the annotation of a GenBank genome assembly